Colletotrichum destructivum is the source of this 1794-nucleotide messenger RNA. RefSeq names its product Putative holocytochrome c/c1 synthase. Gene Ontology annotation, biological process: cytochrome c-heme linkage. Gene Ontology annotation, cellular component: mitochondrion. The transcript has 3 exons. Lineage: Eukaryota; Fungi; Ascomycota; Sordariomycetes; Glomerellales; Glomerellaceae. The record is from RefSeq and is a predicted model, not a curated record. Bases 295 to 1389 code for a protein of 364 amino acids. Gene Ontology annotation, molecular function: holocytochrome-c synthase activity.
UGUCCAUUACGGAGCUGAGCUGAGCUAACAAACGUCGUUAUCCGCCAUUUCCAUCGCCUUAUCGCCACUUUUCGCGCGACCCGAUCUUUUUUUUAUUUUAUCGUUUUUAUCUUUUCUUCUUUUUCCUCCCACCAAAGCUCCGCCAUCCCUAAGCCGUCGCGCCUCUUGUCGUCGUCGUCGUCGUUGUCGUCGCAUUCCGUUCUACAUUCUUGUACAACAUCUUGUCCCUACCUACUACUUAUUACUAUCUUCCUCCCGUCUCUUUCACUCUAAUUUCUCCGACCCUCUAACAUCAUGGGCUGGUUCUGGGCUGACGGUCCUGCGACCUCUGUUCACGCGACCUCCAUUUCAGCGUCGCAUCCCCAUGGCGCCGCCGGCGUCCCGACCGGUCCUCCUCCCCCUGGCUGUCCAAUGCACAACAAGACUCUUGACGCCCUGAACCCGGCCGGGAAGCCUGCCGCUGCUCCGGCGCCGGCCCCCUCCGCAUGCCCCGUCCCUCACGACCAGCGCCACUCCGCUGUUCCCCCUCCCUCAGCAUGCCCCGUCCCCCACGACCAAAGGCAGUCUGCCGCGCCUCCUCCGUCGUCGUGUCCCGUACCCCACGACAAGCCCAAGGAAGCCGAGUCCAAGGGCUUUCUCCAGCAGAUCAACCCCCUGAACUACAUGUUCAAGGAGCUCUCCCAGGCCCCCGCCGAGAACCAGACCGUCGCCCUGCCCACCGAGCGCGAGCCUUCGACGAUACCAAAGGGCUCCGGCGAUGGCAACUGGGAGUACCCCUCGCCCCAACAGAUGUACAACGCCCUGCUGCGCAAGGGCUACACCGAUACCGACGUCACCGCCGUCGAGUCCAUGGUGUCGGUCCACAACUUCCUCAACGAGGGCGCCUGGGCCGAGAUCGUCAGCUGGGAGGAGCGUUUCGGCAAGGGACUGUACAGGGGCUGGCAGGCCUGCAGCCGCGGCGAGGAGAACUCGGACGACAUGGUCGAGAAGCUGAAGGACGGCACCGAGGCGGCCCCGACCCUGAUCCGCUUCCAGGGUCGCCCCAAGGACAUGACGCCCAAGGCUGUCAUGUGGCAGGUUGCCGGCUGGCUGUACCCUUCCAAGUUUGAGACCGAGCCCCCCUUUGACCGUCACGACUGGUUUGUCUCCCGCAAGAUUGGCGGCGUGGAGAAGGAGAUCCGAUACGUUAUUGACUACUACUCUGGCGAGCCUGAGCCCACCGGCGAGCCCGUCUUCUACCUUGACGUCCGGCCCGCCAUGACUCCCCUCGGCGCCGCCGAACGUCUCAUCCGCUGGGGCGGCGACGUGUGGUGGAAGGCCUCGGGUGCCGAGGUGCGCGAGAAGGAGAGUCUCGAGAAGCAGCUUGAAACGCAGUGGAAGAAGAAUUAAAGAUUGAGACUGACGACGAUAUUGAGAUGGAACAACAAAAGCGAACGAUCCCCCGCCGCCUUUGAGGCCGAGCAGUCUUUGCUUGCGGUGUGUACAGACUUGGAGAGGGAGACCUGGUUGGUGUUUUUACGGGGUCACUACUACUCUUUUUUUUCUCUUUCUUUUUACGGCGGCGUUUUAAGACGAUACAAACGGUUCCAGUGCUUUGGGGAACAGAACGAGAUAUCAUCUGCUUCCUCUCCUCCUCCCUCUCCCUCCCCCCUCUUGUUACUAAUAAUCAUACCAUAUCAUAUAUGGCCUGUAUAGUAGUACGCCCGAAACUGUGGCAUGUUACCAAGUCUUUGCAACAUCGAGACGAAUUGGUUGAAUGAUGAUUCAAAUUCAUAUUACUUCCGCUCGCAACUG